Messenger RNA from Geodia barretti, 957 nucleotides. NCBI's taxonomy places the organism in Eukaryota, Metazoa, Porifera, Demospongiae, Tetractinellida, Geodiidae. The record is from the annotation of a GenBank genome assembly.
AUGCGAAGCAUAGACAUUCACGCUCAUUCGACGCCCCAGUGUUUCCAGCGGGCAGUUCUGGCCGGUAACGAUUGGCACGGCAUGACCUCCGCUGACGGUGAGUUGUUUAAUCCCCGAAACGCCUGGACUCCCGAACAGCGCCUCGCCGACAUGGAUUCCCUGGGCGUUGACAUACAGGUUGUGUCAACCAAUGCGGGGUUUUACCAAUAUGACAAGGAUGCGGCAGUAACUACUGCCAUAGCUAAGGAUUGCAACGACGAAAUCUACCAGAUGACAAUGGAUUACCCAGACCGACUGGCUGGACUGGCCACUAUUCCCAUGCAGGAUGCCACUGCGGCAAUUGCCGAAUUGGAUCGUGUGGUCAAUCAGCUAGGCAUGAAGGGAACGAUGAUUGGCGACCAUGUUAAUGGGAAGACCUUUGAUGAGCCUGAGUUCCUGCCAAUUUGGAAGGCUGCGGAGCAGAUGGGGGCGGUAAUCUUUAUCCACCAGGGCGGACAGACGAUCGGCUCGGAGCGUCAGCCUCGGUACCAUGUUCGCAAUACAAUUGGCAACCCGUCUGAACGAGCGGUAACCUUCGCUGCGUUUACCUUCGGCGGCGUAAUGGACAAGUGCCCUGACUUAAAGGUCAUCCUGGCCCACGGAGGCGGUUACGCCUGUUUCGGCAUAGGCCGGAUGGACCGCGGCUGGCAGGUUCGCUCGGAAGCGCGGGUUAACAUUGAACAGCCGCCCAGCAAUUAUCUUGACAAGUUCUACUAUGAUUGCCUCACUCAUAGUGAGCCGGCCCUUCGGAUGUUGAUUGACUAUGUGGGUAUAGAUCGGGUGGUGCUCGGUACGGACUGGCCUGCAGAUAUGCGAAUUGACUGGCCCGUUUCGUGGGUGAUGGGCCUGGGGAGCCUGAAUUUGGAAGAAAAGGAAGCCAUUCUGUGGAAGAACCUGGAGAGCAUGCUGGGUCUCUAG